CAUCAAUUGUCUGAGGAGAUAUUUGCAUGUAUCUCUCACAAGCUUAGUGUAUUGGUAUACAAAAGUUGGGAAACCCCUGGCUUUUUUCUAAGAGAUGAAUUAAUUGCAUUAAUAAAAAAAACAGAUGGAUUAAUUUUGUGCAAAGUUGUCGGCUGGCAAAAACAUCGUGGACCGUCCGAACCUCCACGCUAAGCUUGCUCAUUUAGCAGCCAUGGCAGUCGGCCACUGGAAGAGAGCGAUGAAGAUCGGACUCUCCUCCCUCUUCCGCCGCGGCUUCAACUCCUCCAAAUGCAAGACAAUGGCGAGGAUGACGACAGCAAGGAUAAAGCUUCUGAGGAACAAGAGGGAAGUGGUUGUGAGGCAGAUGAGGAGAGACAUAGCCAUGCUUCUCGAGUCCCGUCAGGAUGCCUCUGCUCGAAUCAGGGUUGAACAUGUAAUGAGAGAACAGAAUAUGUUGGCAGCAAAUGAAAUCAUUGAGCUCUUCUGUGAUCUUAUUGUGUCAAGGCUUGCUAUUAUUGCAAAGCAAAGAGAAUGUCCUGCAGAUCUGAAAGAGGGAAUAUCAAGUUUGAUAUUUGCAGCCCCCCGGUGCUCUGAGAUUCCUGAACUUGUGGGAAUUCGUGAUGUUUUUGAGAAAAAAUAUGGAAAGGAUUUUGUUUCUGAAGCUACUGAUCUGAGACCCAAUGCUGGCGUGAACCGUAUGCUGAUUGAGAAGCUGUCUGUAAAAACCCCAAGUGGUGAGGCGAAACUGAAAAUCUUGAAGGAAAUCGCGAAGGAGUACCAGGUGAAAUGGGACACGGCUGAGUCUGAGGUCGAGCUUCUCAAAGCACCCGAAGAGCGUAUAGAAGGACCAGCCACUUUUGUGAGUGCUACCAGCUUACCUAUUAAGCAACCAGUUCCCAACAGUCACACCCAUCUAAACACAAAUAAUGGGAAUUUUGAAGACAGUGCAUCAGCAGCUAAAGCGGCUGCUGAAUCUGCGCGGCAAGCUAUAGCUGCUGCUGAAGCAGCAGCUUACCUGGCCAACGAAAAGCUAAGAGCAUCCAAUGGUCGUGGGACGAAUUACCUCAAUACCCUUUCUGGAAUUCGCGAUAGCAAGUGUUUCCCAAAUGGGCUGCCACAAAGUCCUCAAACCUCUGGUGGGGACACAAAUGCUGCAAAAAUGACCCGCAGACAUAGCUGCAAUGUGCCUCCACGCGGUAGUUCAAAUAGCGUCAAGUAUGAUGAAUCUGACUGUGAUGAAGAGAUAGAGAUGGAAGAAGGCCAUAGAAAUCAUGAUGAUGGUGAUGACAUGCCUUGUAGUGAUUUUGAUUCCAGACACUUUUGUAGGAGGCACAGCUACAGUAGCUUGCCGGAGCAUCCUCCCGUGCUGCCUAGGGUUCAUCCCAAAUUGCCAGAUUAUGACGCGCUCACUGCUCGUUUUGAAUCACUCAAGAACCCAAAAUACUGAAAUCAGGAUUCAGCUCCUACUGUGCAGGUCUGCCUCACCAGUGAAAAUUCUUCAUCUCAAGUCACAGUUAUGUCAAAAUGGAAGGUCUCCAUGGAUAGUAGUUUUUGAUGUAUUUUCAAUCUAUACAUAUGUACUUUCUGCCAUUUAUUCUAUAGUAGAAUUGAAAGUGAAAGCCAGAUAAAGAGAAUUUCAAUAAUGAAGGGAAAUAAAAUUU
Cuscuta campestris is the source of this 1661-nucleotide messenger RNA. The record is from the annotation of a GenBank genome assembly. Lineage: Eukaryota; Viridiplantae; Streptophyta; Magnoliopsida; Solanales; Convolvulaceae.